Tinamus guttatus (white-throated tinamou) is the source of this 441-nucleotide messenger RNA. NCBI's taxonomy places the organism in Eukaryota, Metazoa, Chordata, Aves, Tinamiformes, Tinamidae. The record is from RefSeq and is a predicted model, not a curated record.
AUGGCCGUGGCGGGUUCCAACCAGUACCCCUUCCUCCUGGAGGCCACCGACAACCCGGGUGCGCUCAUCAAAGACAUCCGCGAGAACGGCAUGAAGGUGGGGUUGGCGAUAAAACCUGCGACUACAGUUGAACAGUUGGCUCCCUGGGCCAAUCAGAUUGACAUGGCUUUGGUGAUGACAGUAGAACCUGGAUUUGGAGGGCAGAAAUUUAUGGAAGAAAUGAUGCCAAAGGUUCAGUGGCUGAGGACCCAGUUUCCCUCGCUGGAUAUCGAAGUGGAUGGUGGAGUGGGGCCUGACACCAUCCAUAAAUGUGCAGAGGCAGGUGCAAACAUGAUCGUCUCUGGCAGCGCCAUUAUGAAGAGCGCAGACCCCAGGUCUGUGAUCAACCUCCUCAGAAACGUGUGCUCAGAGGCUGCUCAGAAGCGGUGCCUGGACCGAUGA